This is a messenger RNA of Tribolium madens (black flour beetle), 1779 nucleotides long. RefSeq names its product transmembrane protein 209. Gene Ontology annotation, cellular component: membrane. Bases 129 to 1745 code for a protein of 538 amino acids. Lineage: Eukaryota; Metazoa; Arthropoda; Insecta; Coleoptera; Tenebrionidae. The record is from RefSeq and is a predicted model, not a curated record. The transcript is spliced from 8 exons.
CGCGUUUAAGGAAAUGAGGUUAUGUUUUUAAUUUUGUGGGGCCGGUGUCUUGUGUUGUUUAUUUAUUAAACUACUAUGAAAAGACUUAAUUAAAAAUUUGUAAACGCAAAUAAACAAUAGUGAGAACCAUGAGUGUGUGCACACCAAAUCGUAACGUUUUCAACAAUUCUUUUGCAUUAGAACGGAGCCUCUCAGUGAAUAAAACACGGCGAACUAUUCGUAAAAGUUUUAUCUGGGGUUCCGUAAACCUCCUUAUCCUUGCGGUUCUUCUUUAUGAUAUAGCGAAUUCAUGUCCUUUGUACACCGAUAUUUAUGAUUACAUCAAAUAUGCGUUUGCUCUUGUAGUAACCAUAAAUAUUUUGUUUUAUGCUGCAAAGAUUAUGAUCUCAAAUUUUAAUAAUGAACCAAUACCAAUCACUUUGGAGCAGAAGAAGUUGUUGGGAAUUAGUGAUUCAGAUCCUAAUUUUAAAAUUAUUGAUAAGAUACAUACGCCAGCUCAAACACCUUCACACUCAUUUUCAAACAGCCCUAGUCCUCCAAAUUCGCCAUUGUCUAGUACUCCAAUGAAUAUGACUGCAAACAGUUGGAGGUCUAGUCCCAAUGAUAGUUUAAAUUACUCACUGUCAUCACCAUCUUGGACUUAUCAUAAAGUAGUUUCUGGUCCUAACCCUUCUUCAUUCCCAUCCGAUAGCCCCAUUAGUAAUAUUCAAUAUAGGGACACAUCGGGGAUUGAAUUUAUCCAAGAUGAGAAGGAUUUAGAUACAUACUUAAAAGAGUUUGAAGCAAACACGAGUGUUAAAAACUUGAACAAUCAAACACAACAACCUUCAAAUUUGUUGAGUUCUUUUUGGAGCCAUCCUGUAACAAAGACUGCCAAAGAUAUGUCUAGUUUUUUGAAAAGAUGUACCUAUCAACUAGCGACACAAUCUCCUACUAAUCUCAAUUCAAGUAGUCCGAAAAAUAAAACUGAAAAUAAAAGUUCACCUACAGCAUAUCAAACUUCCGCUUUGGCUCAUUGGUCAAGGCUUAAUAUUGAUAUAGUUUCAUUAACCCAAUGGAAUGAAAAUUUACGCAAAUGGAUUUCCCAAACCAUUUUAGAAAGACUGAUAAAAGAAUUUAAUAAUAUUAAUGAAUCUUUUGAGAAACAUGGACUGACGGAUAUUAAAAUUGGCCAAGUUGGGUUAGACAGACUUCGAAAGACAGCGCAAGUUGCACAUGUGACUCACUUUAUUCCAAGUUUACCAACUUUGAUACCCUUUUUGGAAGUUACCUCCAACCAGGAAUACUUAGAAAAACGGAUAAGGGAAUUAGCUAAAGGGGGUUGUAUGAGUGACUUUAAAUGGAGUGGAGGAAGUUGCUACAACGGGAAAGAUUGGGAUGAUUCACUCCCGACUGAUUCAGCCAUCAUAAUGCACUUGUUUGCUUCAUACUUGGAUACUCAGCUAAUGCCAUUACCAAGUAUGCCUGAUACAAAACCAUUCAGUGGUCUGUAUUACAUAAAAAGCAAGGAUAAAUUACCUGCACUAACACCAAACAGCCUUUUUAUCCAACAAGUAUCUGAAAAACCCCCACAUUUUCGAGUAAUAGUGGGAGAAACUGUUUAUGAAAUGGUCAAGGGUUACAAUAAUUUAUUUUACAGUAUUUUGUUCUUUUUAUAUCAUGUAAACAAGCAAGAACAUGGAAUGUUAGGAAGAGUUAAUUUGGGGAGAGCGGGGAUUAAUAUGCUCUGGAUUAUUGGACAAUAAUUUUUUUUUUUCAAUAAAGAACAUUAUUACGGUA